UAGAAGUUUUUUGGUGGCCAAUGCGCAAUCGGAUACGUAUCAUAUAAUAUUUUGUUCGGAUGGUUUCUGCAAAAUGACUGGUUUCACGCGUGCUGAGGUAAUGCAACGAUCGAGCACCACGGAAUUCCUUCAUGGACCAAUGACAUCACUUCAGGCUGUAAAUUUAAUCAAAGAAGCAUUAUCAAAAGGUUUCGAAAAACAUUUCGAGAUUUUGUACUAUAGAAAAGAUGGAACAACGUUCCUUUGUUCUGAAGUCAUAGCACCAAUUCGUUCGGAAGUAGAUGAUAUCUCACUGUACAUAAUCAAUUUUGAAGACUUAUCCAAUCCAUUAGCCGCUGAACAACCCUUAGCUCCUCCGAGACUGAGUAAAUUUGAUAGAGCUCGUGCUAGUUUUAAAACGAAAUUCGGUAGUAUGGGAUUACGAGAUCGUGGCCUGCGUUUGGCCGGAUAUCUAACACCCCCAUCAGAUUUAACACAGGAUGAUGACGAUAAUGCUGAGAGUCGAAUGGUGCCGACAUUGGAAAAAAUUGAGUCGGGUAAAGUUUGGUCACCAUCAACACUCGUCCCUUCAACGGCGGCUACAAUGACAACUGUAAUGCGAUCAGCGGAACAAGAAUUGAUUCGAGACUCAUUGCGUUUGGAUGAUUUAAAAAUAGCAACUCCAAAGAAAGCACCACUAACUGUGAAGAAAAAAUCUGAGUUUUCACAAACAAAAAGCCUUGAUUUCGAUGCACAAUCAAAACUUAAUUCGGACGAUGAACAAGCAUUGAUUGAAUCACAAGCAAAUAGUCGAAUGGAAAUCGAUACAAACAAAUCGAUCAGUCAUUUGAACAACUUUCGUACCACAACUGCGCCAACAACCACAACGACCACAACUCAAGCGGCCACAACAUCGAAAGCGAAAAAUUGUCGCGGUCUUAUUCAAAAGCGUGCUCAUACACUUGAUGAUUUUAUGGAAGGAAAAAGUGGUCAUGUAGCUCGUCAAUACUUUCCAUACGUGUCAUCAGAAAGUGAUCUACAACGAUACAAAGCAAUAUCGUUCCGACAAAAUUCAACGAAUGUUAGCAGCGAUCAACAUGGCAGCUCAACACUUUCAAACGUGCCUUCCGAGUACCGAGUUAAAGACAACGGAUCAGGAAAAUUUUUCCAAGGCACCCGACAUACACCAAAUAUGGGCGAAAAGGUGGCUCAG
Messenger RNA from Contarinia nasturtii (swede midge), 1192 nucleotides. RefSeq names its product potassium voltage-gated channel subfamily H member 6-like. The record is from RefSeq and is a predicted model, not a curated record. The annotation marks the transcript as partial. Gene Ontology annotation, cellular component: nucleus. Lineage: Eukaryota; Metazoa; Arthropoda; Insecta; Diptera; Cecidomyiidae. The transcript is spliced from 8 exons.